AUGAGCGAAAUCGUCAGCCUUGACCUCAUGACCGUGAUAAGUUUCACAUGGCCCAAAAAAGUGCAGCUAAAGCUAGAAGUCCUCGAACCAGAGGAUUAUCUUCAGUUCAGGGCUCUGAAUUUAAACAAAUUAAGAGCCGUUAGUCGUCUCAUAGUAGCAAGUAAAGAUUUUAUGAAAAUAUACUUAAAAGAUGCUACUUUGACUAUUAAAUCCAGUGAGAGCAGGACCAAAGAAAUCCGAGAAGGGGCCGAUAGCGGCGGGGACGGCUUUGGUGUGAAGAUGACAAGAGGAGCCGAGGACGUGCUCGGACUCCCGACCCCCACUCGAUAUUCGGACCACGGGCUCCCCAACACCAGCGGGCACCCCUCUGACCUGGCCGAAUAUCCUCUGACCCACUACCGUCGCCGCUUACAACACUUCCGCAUCUUUCUUAGCUACAAUGAACUGGAAAGUGAAAUUCGGUGA
Nezara viridula (southern green stink bug) is the source of this 465-nucleotide messenger RNA. NCBI's taxonomy places the organism in Eukaryota, Metazoa, Arthropoda, Insecta, Hemiptera, Pentatomidae. The record is from the annotation of a GenBank genome assembly.